GACCCCCGAAGCCCCCCGCGGCCCCAGCAGCAUGUCGAGCGCGGCGGAGCCUCCGCCGCAGCCGCCGCCGCCGCCCGCGCCCGCCGAGAGCGCGCCGCCCGGCAGCAACAAAGGCGGCCCCGAGGGCGGCGCGGCCGCGGCGGACCCGGAGCUGGAGGAUGCAUUUGAUGAUGCAUCUCCCGGAAAACAAAAAGAGAUCCAAGAACCAGAUCCUACCUAUGAAGAAAAAAUGCAAACUGACCGCGCAAAUAGAUUUGAGUAUUUAUUAAAGCAGACAGAACUGUUUGCACAUUUUAUCCAGCCUGCUGCUCAGAAGACUCCAACCUCCCCUCUGAAGAUGAAACCUGGACGUCCGCGAGUCAAAAAGGACGAGAAGCAGAACUUGUUAUCAGUGGGCGACUACCGACACCGUCGAACAGAGCAAGAGGAGGAUGAAGAGCUACUGACGGAGAGCUCCAAAGCCACCAACGUCUGCACUCGGUUCGAAGAUUCCCCGUCAUAUGUAAAAUGGGGCAAAUUGAGAGAUUACCAGGUCCGAGGAUUAAACUGGCUCAUUUCUUUGUAUGAGAAUGGCAUCAAUGGCAUCCUUGCAGAUGAAAUGGGUCUGGGAAAGACUCUCCAAACAAUCUCUCUUCUCGGGUACAUGAAACACUAUCGAAACAUUCCCGGUCCUCACAUGGUCUUGGUUCCCAAGUCUACCUUACACAACUGGAUGAGUGAGUUCAAGAGAUGGGUGCCUACGCUGAGAUCGGUCUGUUUGAUAGGCGACAAAGAGCAGCGAGCUGCUUUUGUCAGAGAUGUUUUAUUACCAGGAGAAUGGGAUGUGUGUGUGACAUCAUAUGAAAUGCUUAUUAAAGAGAAGUCUGUGUUCAAAAAAUUUAAUUGGAGGUACCUGGUUAUAGAUGAAGCUCACAGGAUCAAAAACGAAAAAUCUAAGUUGUCAGAAAUAGUGAGGGAAUUCAAGACUACAAACCGAUUGUUACUCACUGGAACUCCUCUUCAAAACAACUUGCACGAGCUGUGGUCACUUCUUAAUUUUUUGUUGCCAGAUGUCUUUAAUUCAGCUGAUGACUUUGAUUCCUGGUUUGAUACAAAUAAUUGCCUUGGGGAUCAAAAGCUGGUUGAGAGACUUCACAUGGUUUUGCGUCCAUUCCUCCUCCGUCGAAUCAAGGCUGAUGUUGAGAAGAGUCUGCCUCCCAAGAAGGAGGUGAAGAUCUACGUGGGCCUCAGUAAGAUGCAGAGGGAAUGGUACACUCGGAUUCUGAUGAAGGACAUAGACAUCCUGAACUCCGCGGGGAAGAUGGACAAGAUGCGGCUGCUCAACAUCCUCAUGCAGCUGCGGAAAUGCUGCAACCACCCGUAUCUCUUCGACGGAGCCGAGCCGGGCCCGCCGUACACGACAGACAUGCACCUUGUCACCAACAGCGGCAAGAUGGUGGUGUUGGACAAGCUGCUCCCUAAACUGAAAGAGCAAGGUUCCCGGGUACUGAUCUUCAGUCAGAUGACGCGGGUGUUGGACAUUCUGGAAGACUACUGCAUGUGGAGGAACUACGAGUACUGCCGGCUGGACGGGCAGACCCCGCACGACGAGCGGCAGGACUCCAUCAACGCCUACAACGAGCCAAACAGCUCCAAGUUCGUCUUCAUGCUGAGCACACGUGCCGGCGGCCUCGGCAUCAACCUGGCUACUGCAGAUGUGGUCAUCUUAUACGAUUCAGACUGGAACCCCCAAGUUGAUCUCCAGGCGAUGGACCGGGCACAUAGGAUCGGGCAGACCAAGACCGUGCGAGUGUUCCGCUUCAUCACCGAUAACACCGUGGAGGAGAGGAUCGUGGAGCGCGCCGAGAUGAAGCUCCGGCUGGAUUCCAUCGUCAUCCAGCAGGGGAGACUUGUGGAUCAGAAUCUGAACAAAAUUGGGAAAGAUGAAAUGCUUCAAAUGAUUAGACAUGGGGCAACACACGUGUUUGCCUCAAAGGAAAGUGAGAUUACUGAUGAAGAUAUUGAUGGUAUUUUGGAGAGAGGUGCAAAGAAGACAGCAGAAAUGAAUGAGAAGCUCUCCAAGAUGGGCGAGAGCUCUCUGAGGAACUUCACCAUGGAUACGGAGUCCAGUGUUUAUAACUUUGAAGGUGAAGAUUACAGAGAAAAACAAAAGAUCGCAUUCACAGAGUGGAUCGAACCGCCUAAACGCGAGAGAAAAGCCAACUACGCUGUGGACGCGUAUUUCCGGGAAGCUCUCCGCGUCAGCGAACCCAAAGCACCCAAGGCUCCUCGACCUCCCAAACAACCCAAUGUUCAGGAUUUCCAAUUCUUUCCUCCACGCUUAUUUGAAUUACUGGAAAAAGAAAUUCUGUAUUACAGAAAAACUAUUGGGUAUAAGGUUCCUCGUAAUCCUGACCUCCCAAAUGCAGCACAGGCACAAAAGGAAGAGCAGCUUAAAAUCGAUGAGGCGGAGCCGCUGAACGACGAGGAGUUGGAGGAGAAGGAGAAGCUUCUAACGCAGGGAUUUACCAAUUGGAAUAAGAGAGAUUUUAACCAGUUUAUCAAAGCAAAUGAGAAGUGGGGUCGUGAUGAUAUUGAAAAUAUAGCAAGAGAAGUAGAGGGGAAAACUCCAGAAGAAGUAAUAGAGUAUUCAGCCGUGUUCUGGGAACGAUGCAACGAACUUCAGGACAUAGAGAAGAUUAUGGCUCAGAUUGAAAGGGGAGAGGCAAGAAUUCAAAGAAGAAUCAGUAUCAAAAAAGCACUUGACACUAAGAUUGGCCGGUACAAAGCCCCCUUUCAUCAGCUGAGAAUAUCCUACGGCACUAACAAAGGGAAGAACUACACGGAGGAAGAGGACCGCUUCCUGAUCUGCAUGCUGCACAAGCUGGGCUUCGACAAAGAGAACGUGUACGACGAGCUGCGGCAGUGUAUCCGCAAUUCUCCCCAGUUCCGGUUUGACUGGUUCCUCAAGUCCAGGACUGCCAUGGAGCUUCAGCGGAGGUGUAACACUUUAAUUACCUUGAUUGAAAGAGAAAACAUGGAACUAGAAGAAAAAGAGAAGGCUGAGAAAAAGAAGAGAGGACCAAAGCCUUCUACACAGAAACGUAAAAUGGAUGGAGCACCAGAUGGUCGAGGAAGGAAAAAGAAGAUGAAACUGUGAACGCACAUCAGUGUCGUGAUCACUAACUUUAAACCAGUAGUUCUUUAAUUUACGGGUCUUCAUAAGAUGUACUGUACAAUGCUCUAUGGUUGUCAUUCAGAGACAUCAGGUUCAUCUGUUUACCGAGCUAGAAACAUAGUAUGUAGUUUCACUUUUUUUAAUGCAACAGCUAUGCUGAAGAUUUUUUUAUCAUUAACAUUUGAAGUAAUAAAAUAGGCUUCAUUUAUUAAUAAAUGUUUCAUUUGAUUUAUUUUUCUAUUAUAGUUUCAUUUGUGAAGAUAGUGACUUUAUCAGCUAUAAUUUCCACACACAGCUUUAGAAUAAAAGCAAACGACUAAAAAAAAAUUUCGCAGAUAACAUUCAUCCUUUUCGUCUUAGUUGUGUAACUGUUUGGAUUCACUUUGCCUUUGCAGAAAUUUGGGUAUCUUCUUUGUAGUGCUGUUGAGUCUCAUCUGGGAAGAUUAUGUAAAUUGCGUUCUCCUUAUUACAUGGCUUGAGUGGAGGGGAGAGGCAAGACAAUUUAUCGUUCCAUUCAUCCAUACUUCUGUUAACGCUGUUUCUUAACGUCCUGAGCUGACCAUGCCCUGUUCUGUUGCAAGAAUGGCCUUUUAGUUGUAUAGCCAAAGACAUUUAGUAUUUUCCGGUUUCUUACAGCGUUGUACCAUUUUGUAAAAGGAGUGUUGUUAUUUUUUAGUGUUUGGUAAAUAUUUUGGCAAAUUAGCCUUCUGAAGCAGCCACAGCUUAGAUAAUGUUUCAAACUACGGUGAUUCUUGUUUUGUUUUGUUCUGUUUUUAAAAAGACACAGGCAAAAUAUGGUGUGAAUUUUUACUGUCUGAAAUUCAUAACAAAGUGUUUCUCCUUUCACUGUAGCUUUGUUUUUGAGUUAGAGUAAUUGAAUAUUUUAUUUUAUUUUAAGGUAAUUUCUAAGUGUGAGCAACAAGACUGUAAUUCCGAAUUUUGUUUCCUAUGGACGGACGGACUUGAUCAAACUAGAGACCCUGACGCAGGAAUACCCAAAUUGUAGUGCCAGAAUUUUAGCUGUACCAGAGGCCUUUAUGUGCGACACAUAAUUUGUAUAAAGUUUUAUAUGUGCAAAUUGGGUACAUAAAUAGUUCUCCAUUUUUCUAAGGGAAUGCAAUAAAUGUAGCAUCGUGAAUAAAUAUAACUUUUAUAAUCCUUAA
Messenger RNA from Sorex fumeus (smoky shrew), 4320 nucleotides. RefSeq names its product SWI/SNF related, matrix associated, actin dependent regulator of chromatin, subfamily a, member 5 (gene SMARCA5). The transcript has 24 exons. Gene Ontology annotation, biological process: regulation of transcription by RNA polymerase II; nucleosome organization. Gene Ontology annotation, molecular function: ATP hydrolysis activity; DNA binding; ATP-dependent chromatin remodeler activity. The record is from RefSeq and is a predicted model, not a curated record. Gene Ontology annotation, cellular component: chromatin; nucleus. Bases 32 to 3139 code for a protein of 1035 amino acids. Lineage: Eukaryota; Metazoa; Chordata; Mammalia; Eulipotyphla; Soricidae.